Molecule: messenger RNA, 1740 nt
Organism: Paecilomyces variotii
Lineage: Eukaryota; Fungi; Ascomycota; Eurotiomycetes; Eurotiales; Thermoascaceae
Product: alcohol dehydrogenase-like protein
Exons: 1
Coding region: 274-1395 (373 amino acids)
Molecular function (GO): oxidoreductase activity
Source: RefSeq, a predicted model, not a curated record
CCCUUUUAUCUCAGCGGAUGUGGAGAUGAUGAUUUCUCCGCAUCCCGUCCGGUAAUAGUAGAUUUCGUCUCAUUUAAUCACUGCUUCUACGACGAAAAACGUGGUUAUCAGACGUCAAUUUUCCAUCAAGGUUAUUUCGUUAUUCUAGGUAUAAUUUGCGGAGAUUGAAUCUUCACUACCAACUCGGCCUGCUUUUUGGUUCUUCUAUCUUAUCAAUAGUCGUGCUUUUCUUUUGACUUAAGUCCCACGGGAAAUAUCUCCGGAAUAUUAACAAUGACCACAUCUAAUCUACCCAAAACUAUGAAAGCUCAAGUUCUCGAAGCAUUCAAGUCACCUUAUGUGCUUCGAGAAGUUCCUCUUCCCAAAAUCUCUUCUCCACAUGACAUCCUGAUCAAAGUCGAUGCUGCUUCAUACUGUCAUACAGAUGCGGUCCUUGCAGCGGGUGACAUGCCACCAAAUCCCCGCUCAUUUCCACAUGUUGGUUCUCAUGAGUUCGCAGGGACAGUGGUCGCAAUACCGCCGAAUGGGACGGUAGAUUUCAAACCAGGCGACCGUGUUGGUGUUCCUGGCCGCGCACUACAUGCAUGUGGUGUAUGUGAUGAAUGUCAGGAUGAGAAACGUCCCGAGAACGAUUUGGCUAGAUACUCUGUAUUUUGCCCCGCGUCAGAGGGUAAUGGGGUCUCUGUCGAUGGGGGUUUCAGGGAGUACGCGGUAGUGGAUGCAAGGCAGAUAGUGCCGAUACCAUCUGAACUGAGCGCAGCAGAGACAGCUCCUAUGAUGUGCGCAGGCGUCACUAUCUAUGCUGCUUUGAAGAGAUGCGGGCUCGCGCGCGGACAGCGAGUGGGGAUAAUCGGAUGCGGUGGCGGUCUUGGACAUCUAGGACUGCAGUUUGGAGUCAAGAUGGGCUUGGAAGUCUUCGGUAUCGACAAUUCAGAUACAUCAUUAAAACUGGCGCGUGGUUUGAAUACCGGCGCGCGAAUUGUGGAUUCGAGAGUGGAAAACGCUGCAGAGAUUGCUCGUCAGAUCGGCCUCGCAGACAGCAAGAAAUAUCCAGGAGAGAUGGGUCUCGACGCCGUGAUCAUCCUGGCGGAAAGUCAGAACGGUUUCGAUUACGGGAUGAAGUUGCUGAAGAAUCAUGGGAAAUUGGUCCUGGUCUCGUUUCCUAAGGAAGGGUUCCAUAUUUCAUCCCGAGAUAUUGUCUUCCGAGACAUAUCGAUAGUAGGGAGUUUGGUAGGUGGUCGGAAGACGUUGAAGGAGAUGUUGGAAUUCUCAGCCAGACAUAGCAUCAGACCGAUCAUUAAGCGAUAUCCUCUGUCGAAAUUGAAUGAGCUCGUUGGUGAUUAUAGUCGUGGAAUUGGCGGGAAAUUGAUUGUGGAUAUGUCUCUGGAGGAGUGAGCGAGUUAAGCUAUGUGAUAGUAUUAGAUUAUCUUCUAUGAUACUUGCAGUCAGUUCACUUUUCCUUGUCUUGGUAACCUACUUUUGGAUAAUUAUUAGGAAGAUUAAAUAUAUUCCCUGCCUAUUCCGUUUGCUUCAUCCCAGUACUUAAGAUAUCACCUGUGAAGUUGCAGCAUGCUUCCUUCAUUGACUUGAAAUAUCAUAUUAAUUCCAGUCGCGCAAUGUGCUAGAAAAGGGAAGUCUCAUGUAGAGCCAAUCUCGAGGUAAUAAUUUCAGCUAGUUUGAUGAGCUUGGUGCGUAGUGGGAUAUCAAUUUCAUUUCCACCAAGGUACUCGUAGAUAUUCC